AUGGCUCGCUACUUUGAAUUUAAUGGUGGUGUUAAUGUUAAUCGAAUUGGAGGACGGACAUCAGUACCGGAUGAUAAUAUAGCUAAAUGUAUGUAUUAUCUUAACUGUGUUUGUACAGUUAUUGAAUAUGAUGACGAUGAUAUGGAACAAUAUACAGAUUAUGAAAAUUAUCGAUGGCUUACACCAUAUCAACGGCGGCGUGUAUUUCUUUUAUGCAAAGUUUUGAGUCCUGAUGAAUUUGAAGAUCGAGUUUUUUUUGAAAAUGAUGACAUGUGUGGAUAUGGAUCGGGUAAUGCGUUUUAUAAAAUAACUCAAGUUCGGCAUCAACUAAUGACUGUGAGUUCAGUACUUAUUGCUGGACAAAGACGAGAUGUUAAAAAAAUUAUGAUUUACAAGCAAUCAUGGAUGCAAAAAAAUUAUUAUGAACCUAUGCAAUAUCUUGAAUAUGAAUAUAAUUUACAACGUCGUCAACAGGUUGCUGAACAAAUUCUAUCAGAAGCUUGUAUUAUAUCAUAA
Messenger RNA from Adineta steineri, 516 nucleotides. NCBI's taxonomy places the organism in Eukaryota, Metazoa, Rotifera, Eurotatoria, Adinetida, Adinetidae. The record is from the annotation of a GenBank genome assembly.